CACAAGCCGACGGACAAGCCGACGGAUAAGCCGACGGACAAGCCUACGCACAAGCCUACUGAUAAGCCAACACACAAGCCUACUGAUAAACCAACGGGCAAACGGCCUACAUCUGGGCCUGUCAGACGCAAACAAACCUGGCAUAAGAAAACCUCUCAAAAGCUAAAGGCAAAGCCAUAUAUACCGAAGCAACAAUUUUCAAUCAAGUCCAAGCCGCUUUCAGUUACAUCCUUAUGUGUUAACUAUCCGCGACUCUGCCAACAGCCAGAGGAGUCGGAGUUUGUGGAACUAGACGAUGGCAGUGGCAAACCUUUAAUUCUCAUAACACCAGCUAAGAAUAUCAAGAAGAAAACUGCUAGAAAGCCAACUUAUAUAGCCACGCGCAGGCCUCAAAGACAACGCAUAAGCGUGCCCGAUACACGUCGCGCCUAA
Molecule: messenger RNA, 432 nt
Organism: Drosophila busckii
Lineage: Eukaryota; Metazoa; Arthropoda; Insecta; Diptera; Drosophilidae
Product: probable hemoglobin and hemoglobin-haptoglobin-binding protein 3
Exons: 3
Source: RefSeq, a predicted model, not a curated record